AUGGAUGUACCUCAGGAGACUAUUGAUAAGAUCCAGCGUUUCGCAGUGAAACGGGAGACAGCCGAAGAGAGUUAUGAUCAACAAAUCAGCCCGGUCACUCUCCAGGCGUAUAAUAAGAAGCUGGAUGAGACCCUGAAAAAUCUCCAAGACCAAGUUAAACGCCAAGAAGAUGAUUUGCGCAAGCUCCGCUCGGUCAACACAGUUGAUUUUUCGAAGAUCGGCGCGGACCCUUGGUCUCGCGUUUCGCAAGUUAGAAGAGCCAAGAAGGCAUAUGACUCCCUUCUGGGAUCGGAAACAAAGCUCCCAAGCUCCGGGUCUCCUCUGCCAUCCUUACUCGCAGUCGAGGAGAUAUCUCGGCUGGUCAAGGAGAGCAAGUUAUCUGUCACGAUGACAGCAGACAAGCUUUCGACCAGCCGCCAGCGUUUGAAAGUCGAAGAGGCAAAUUUGCGUGAUGCCCAAGCCAUCAAUGAUGGACUGCAAAAACGGAUAGCUGGUAUCCGUGAACAACAAGCCCAGAAAGAGCAGAAGUCGCCCUCCCAACUAGCACAUGAUCUUGUCGAUCAACAGCAAGAAAAAAAGGAAGAGCUUGACAAGGCGACGGAAGAGCUAACUGCCUCUCUCCAUAAUUUUAUUGAUGAAACUUUGGCGCCCAUGCUCGCUGCAGAAGAUCUCGGUGGUCCAACUGUGGGAGAUGAAAUGAGCGUUUCUGAUGAGAUAUUGGAGAGAGGCUAUACAAGCCAUGGUAAACCCAAGAAACCGAAAGCUUCGGUAGCGAGCCAUGAUAGCGGCCAGCGUCGGAUAGAUGAACUCGUCAGGGGCCAAACGUCUCAAGGAGACAAUCAAGAACGGAACCGGGCCAAUCGACGCGAGACGGCAGCUACUGAGAUGCAUGAGCUUCUCGCCACAUUACUCGACGCAGGUACCUCCUACAUUAACCUUCCCCGAGAGUCUGCCGCCUCACGUUUCCUUGUAAGAGCUAAAGUAGCUCAGUUCCAUCCACGCGAUGCCAGACGUUUGAGAUUGAUUGAUUUCGGGCGUUCGUUGAACGAUUGA
Molecule: messenger RNA, 1053 nt
Organism: Aspergillus bombycis
Lineage: Eukaryota; Fungi; Ascomycota; Eurotiomycetes; Eurotiales; Aspergillaceae
Exons: 2
Coding region: 1-1053 (350 amino acids)
Biological process (GO): mitotic sister chromatid segregation; kinetochore assembly
Cellular component (GO): nucleus
Source: RefSeq, a predicted model, not a curated record